Messenger RNA from Micropterus salmoides (largemouth bass), 1158 nucleotides. Its product is annotated as UPF0669 protein C6orf120 homolog. The record is from RefSeq and is a predicted model, not a curated record. Lineage: Eukaryota; Metazoa; Chordata; Actinopteri; Centrarchiformes; Centrarchidae.
AACGGAGUGGGAGCGUUAAACUGCGAAUGAAUACAUUUUUAAUAACAAUUUCCUAACUUAAUUAGCAAGUUUUAAGUUAUUCGGCUUCUUCUCUUUUCCGGAAACUUGUGCGGAUUUAGUUCAAACUGAGCAAGCUAGCAGGAAGGUUAGCUGCGGGAUAGCUAACUAAGUAGCUUGCUGUUAGCUCAGGCGAACGCUAGACUACUUUAUACUAAGCGCAGUGUGAGAUAACAGGCUGUCUGGUGUCGUCCAGGCGGUGUUUGACUGACUGAUGCCUUCGCCAUGAUGCUGAGCUGCAGCGCUCUGGUCGUUGGCCUCCUGCUGUCCCAGGUAAGAGGCUUCCUGAACUCCUCGGAGGACGACGGCGUACCCGAAGACUGGGUGCUGCUCCAUGUGGUUCAGGGCCACAUCGGGGCCGGGAACUACAGCUACCUGCGCCUCAACCACGAUGGCAGAAUCAUCCUGCACAUGCAAAGCCUCAAGGGGGACGCGGAUCUCUACGUGUCGGAUAAAACCCUGCGGCCGAGCUUCGACACGUACAAGCUGCAGUCGGUCACCUGCGGCCAGGAUGUGGGUGUGCCGGGGGACUUUGCGAGGCCCGUGGGCAUCGGCAUUUACGGCCACCCGUCUCACAAGGAGAGCGAGUUUGAAAUGCGAGUGUUUUACGAUCAGAUGGUGCCCGUGGACCCGUUUGAAAAGGGCUUAUACACUUCAGAAGACGGACAAAGGCAAGGGCAAUCCCCUCAUGAGGCAGAGGAGGACUUUCAGGAAGAGGAGUCGAUCUUUUGGACAAUCCUAAUCGGACUUUUGAAAAUUAUACUUGAGAUUUUGUUUUGAAAACGGUUUCCUGCCUUGCUGCUGCGACAGAAGGAGGAGAUUCUGCUUAUUUGGCUCAGUCAACCUUGAUACAUAAAAAGAUACAUCUUUCAUGCUGUAUGGAUGAGAAAAUGUAUUAACAAGUCAUUUUAACAAUUCCUUUCCCUGUGAUCAAACAGACUGUAUAUAAAGAUGGACGACACUUUUUGAGCCUAGUCUCGCUGUACGCCUGGCCGACUCGGUUAUGAACGAGGCUCAGCUGUCAAUCAUGACGUGAAACCCCGUAUUUAUAGCGUCAAAUACUAAUUAAAUAACUAAUAAAAAUAAUAUAUGGUUGAUGAU